UUUCCUGGAUAGGGCGCGUUCCAAACGGCCGGCCAACGGCCACUCACUUCGGCUGGCUCCCGUGCCGCCACCGAUUCCUCCAACAACGCAAAGCUUUGCAAAAGCUCUAGCAGAAAAAAGGGCCAUAAGCAAGAAGAAGCCGAGCAGCAGCAGCAGAGCUUAGCAGCAUUCCAUGGCGAUCUCCUCCGUCUUCCUGCGUCCAUCGCUGUUCUCUUCCCCGCCGGCGGCGGCGGCGGCUUCCUCUCCCCGGCGACAUGCAGCAGUGCUACGCGUCACCUCGAGCAAGAGGAGACCACUCUUCUCAAGGGCGGCGACGUCGCUGACGGUGAGAUGCGAGCAGACGGCGAAGCCAGGCGGCGGCACCGGCGCCGGCGCCGCCGACGUGUGGCUGAGCCGCCUCGCCAUGGUCAGCUUCUCCACCGCCGUCGUCGUCGAGGUCUCCACCGGCGAAGGCCUCGUCGCGAACUUGGGCGUGGCGACGCCGGCGCCGACGCUGGCGCUGGUGGUGACGUCACUCGCCGCCGGCCUCGCCGUCUACUUCAUCUUCCAGGCCGGCUCCCGCAACUGAAGAAACAAACCGAACUGAAUCGCUGAAACAUCCAAGAACUUGACAUCUCAACAUGUUCUUCUCAACUGAUGAUGAGAAUUAAGAUUAUUAUCUCUGGGAUCGGACUAGUUCUUGCAAAUAUACAAGCAUAUAUAGAAAUGAUGAUUGAUGACAUACACAUCUUGUUUGUACUUUGUACCUCUGCUUGAGUCUGCAUCGAUCAGCAACCUACCUUGCUGGCCUGAGUGGCCUACUACCAGCUGCAAUUAUAAUUGAGUUUGUUCAGUUCUGCUUCUGAAAGUC
Messenger RNA from Oryza sativa Japonica Group (Japanese rice), 850 nucleotides. Its product is annotated as stress enhanced protein 1, chloroplastic. The record is from RefSeq and is a predicted model, not a curated record. Lineage: Eukaryota; Viridiplantae; Streptophyta; Magnoliopsida; Poales; Poaceae.